This is a messenger RNA of Caenorhabditis angaria, 1369 nucleotides long. The record is from the annotation of a GenBank genome assembly. NCBI's taxonomy places the organism in Eukaryota, Metazoa, Nematoda, Chromadorea, Rhabditida, Rhabditidae.
AUGACCCUUUCCGAGAUUCAAAACCUUCCACAGCAAAAUCAGGUAAGUAGUGAGCACACAACGAUGCUCCAACAAUGACAUGGCUCUUUUGAGCUCAAGUCAUAUGUUUUUGACCAAAUUGAAUGAAUUUUAUUCAGCUUGCGGCAAAGGAAUUGUUGAAUGGUAAAUCGGAGCACGAAACAAAUGAGACAAAUGUUGUUCAAGAGGUAAAUAAAAAACAAAACAGAAAAUCUAAACGAAUAUCUUCUAGGAAAACAAAAUUCAUCCAAUGGAUGCCAAUGAACCACUUCUCCAAGAUUUGGACAAUCGAUUCGUUAUUUUCCCACUCAAACAUCAUACAAUUUGGGAGUUUUACAAGAAGGCUGUUGCAUCAUUCUGGACUGUUGAAGAAGUUGAUUUGGGAAAAGAUAUGAAAGAUUGGGAAAAAAUGAACGGAGAUGAACAAUUCUUUGUUUCUCGUGUUUUGGCAUUUUUCGCUGCUUCUGAUGGAAUUGUCAAUGAAAACUUGGUGAGUUUCUGAAAGAUCUUAAUCAAAUAAACCAACAACUCAUGUUUUUAGUGCGAAAGAUUCUCGAAUGAAGUCAAAGUCUCAGAAGCUCGAUUCUUUUAUGGAUUCCAAAUUGCAAUUGAAAACAUUCAUUCAGAAAUGUAUUCAAAAUUGAUUGAAACUUAUAUUCGCGAUGAACAAGAAAGACAUUCACUUUUCAAUGCAAUUUUCGAAUUCGAAUUCAUCAAAAAGAAGGCUGAUUGGGCAUUGAAAUGGAUUUCUGAUAAAAAUGCAUCAUUUGCUGAAAGAUUAAUUGCAUUUGCUGCCGUCGAAGGAAUAUUCUUUUCCGGCUCAUUUGCCUCAAUUUUCUGGUUGAAAAAGAGAGGAUUGAUGCCAGGAUUGACUCAUUCAAAUGAGCUCAUUUCAAGAGACGAAGGACUUCACCGUGAUUUCGCUUGUCUUUUGUAUUCGAUGCUUCAAAAUAAGUUGAGCCAAGAACGAAUCUAUGAAAUUAUCAAAGAUGCCGUCUCAAUCGAACAAGAAUUCUUGACUGAGGCUUUGCCUGUUGAUAUGAUUGGUAUGAAUUGUCGACUUAUGUCACAAUAUAUCGAAUUUGUUGCUGAUCAUUUGUUGGUGGAAUUGGGAUGUGACAGAGUGAGUUUUGAAACAACUUUUUAUUUUUAUUCGUAAAAAACUACUGAAUGAAUAAAAAACAUUGAAAUUUUUCAGCUCUACAACAAGAAGAAUCCAUUCGAUUUCAUGGAAAAUAUAUCAAUCGACGGAAAAACAAAUUUCUUCGAGAAACGUGUUUCCGAAUAUCAAAGACCUGGUGUUAUGACAAAAGAAUCUGAACGUCAAUUUGAUCUCGAAGCUGACUUCUAA